Molecule: messenger RNA, 1311 nt
Organism: Chara braunii
Lineage: Eukaryota; Viridiplantae; Streptophyta; Charophyceae; Charales; Characeae
Source: the annotation of a GenBank genome assembly
CAAUUCGGGGUUGGUGCGCCUGAGUUGCAGCGGUGCGCUCUUUGUGUGAUGCACAUGUGGUCCUGCGCCUUUCAAACGAAGAGGAACUGGGCAGUCCACGAGGACAUCCACACGAAGAAGCACAACCAGUUGGUCUCCGAGAAGGCCGUGCAACUAGUUGAGAUCACCGCAAAUGUGCGGUUGACAGAGUAUCGGCGGGCAAGAUGUGGUUAUGUGUUGCCAUGGCAGCGGGAUGAGGGCAUGCUCGACUGCCCGGCAAAACUCGAGGUGGAGCCGGUGCGCACAGGCACGCGCAGGGGGAUGACGGAGGAGGAGAUUGCCCAGCAGGUUGCGCUUAUUACGCGCUAUCCCAUCGGGGAUUCCGCACCGCACUCUGCUGAUGCCGUUUUUGGUCGACGUGCUUGCAUUUUCCGUCCCUACCCCAGGGAGGAUGACUCGGAUGAGGAGCCGAUACCCGAGGCCGCAAAUGACCCUGCGCUUCGCAUUCCCCGCGAGAUCGAUGAGACGCACGACGAUCCCAACGACGAGGAGACGAGGACACACACCGCACAACGGGUGGCGGACCUGGCGGACAGGGAGAUGUUGGGGGGAGACAAGGAUUUUUGGAGACCUUUCGGGGAGGUGGCUACCACAGGUGAUAUGCGUGAUCACAGAGUCAGGGGCUCGCAUGCAGGCAUGAUCCAGACAGAGGCGCGAAUGACGACUCCGGCUCCGACACGGCGCGUCCAUGCCGCCACCUCCAGCUCCGAGUCCUGCACCACCAUCGCUAGAGGAGAGGGUACCAUCAACAACACUUGUGGAGGGGGAGGUGGCAGCAGCGGAGGGGGGUGCAGUAGCAGCAGCAACAGCAACAGUGGAGGGGGAGGUGGCAGCAGUGGAGAAGUAGACAACAGCGGCGGCAGAGGAGGAGGUGCAUCAGCAGCAGCAGUGGAGGAGGAGGUGGCAGCAGCGGAGGAGGAGAUAGCAGCAGCGGCACAGAUGUCGGAUGUUGCCAUGCAGCGAGAGCAGGUUAACCGAGCACCCAUUUUUCAGGCCCAAAUGCAGCGUGAUGGUGAGGACGACGCUGAGGGCGGUGCGACCGUCAAAGAGCGCCUCAUGCAGCAGUUCAUGACGGAGGAGCUCGAUCCGGUAGCGGCGCGUAUCACCCCGGGUGUGGCAAGGGGUUUGGGGAUGUCGGAUUCGGAGAUGGGGACCCACUUCGACUGACAUGUCGAUGGGCUUUCCCCCUAGUUGCGGCGGGGUGGCAUCGACGGAUAGGGCGCCAUUGAGGGACGAGGCGGCAGGCGCAGAGUCUCCAGAUGCAACACGCGA